AUGCUACUAUACUUUGUCCGACAUGGACAGACAGAAGACAACGUCCAAGGUAUAAUCCAAGGACACAAAGACACGCCGUUGAAUGCCCACGGUCGCAAAGAGUCUGAACGUCUGGCUCAGCGGUUGAAGGAUCUCAAGAUCCAUGAAGCUUGGUCUUCACCUCUUUCGAGAGCCAGAGAGACCGCAGAAAUCGUAUUGCGUCAUCAUCCCGAUAUACAGCUGAAACUACAUGACGGAAUCAAGGAGAGAUGCCUAGGGUCGAUGGAAGGAAGAAGAAGGAAAAGGGGCGAACAUGCUCCGCCAGAUGCUGAGAGUUCUCACGAACUUCUACGUAGGGUAUCUGAUUGGUUCGACCUCUUCUUAUCGUCCCAUAUCCCUCCUUCACCACUCCCAUCUACGAAAGGAUUCCACAAGUCAGGAAUAGAAGAUGUAGAAGCACCUCAACAACAGAAAGUAGUGAUGAUAGUAUCUCAUGGCGCAUGGUUAUCAUGUCUCUUGCAGUUAAUCUCACAUACGUUGCGAUUCAAAUUAUCUCACAAGGUCGAUCUGACCCAACCAUGCUAUAAUACUAGUAUAAUGGUGGUGGAUGUGGAGUACAAUCAUGAGAAACAUAAGUGGAAUGGGAAAAUUGAGAGAUGGGCGGAUAUAGCUCAUCUGAGAGAUAUGUUGGAGAAGAACGAAGAGGUUAAAGAGGUUGCGGAUGAUAUUAGACAAUGA
Kwoniella botswanensis is the source of this 717-nucleotide messenger RNA. RefSeq lists its product as uncharacterized. Gene Ontology annotation, biological process: regulation of pentose-phosphate shunt; negative regulation of glycolytic process. The transcript is spliced from 4 exons. Bases 1 to 717 code for a protein of 238 amino acids. Lineage: Eukaryota; Fungi; Basidiomycota; Tremellomycetes; Tremellales; Cryptococcaceae. Gene Ontology annotation, molecular function: fructose-2,6-bisphosphate 2-phosphatase activity. The record is from RefSeq and is a predicted model, not a curated record. Gene Ontology annotation, cellular component: cytosol.